Diversispora eburnea is the source of this 2216-nucleotide messenger RNA. The record is from the annotation of a GenBank genome assembly. NCBI's taxonomy places the organism in Eukaryota, Fungi, Glomeromycota, Glomeromycetes, Diversisporales, Diversisporaceae.
GGCUUCUAUAUGUUCUCUCAUUUCUGACAAGUCUUAUCAAUUUCGGAUAUUCAUAUUUAAUAUCAUUGGAAGCCAACAAUCUUGAUCACCUCUUAACAACAGGUGGUAAUAAUCCUUCAGGAUCUUCAGGUCCAAUAUUUUUAAGUAAACAUGGAAGAUGCGUAAAACAUCUUAAAAUUUCAUCAAUAAUAUUUUCCUCAAUUCAAAAUCAUUCAACAUUAAUUGAUUUAGGUGGAUUUGAUCAAAGAGAAGUUGAUAUGGUACUUGAUAGAUUUAAAAGUAAAUGGAUUAUGAUCACACCAAAGAUUCGAUUUAAAUUACCAGAAAUUUAUUAUCCUCGAUCAAGUUUUAAACGAAGAUUACCUUGGUAUUUAUAUAAACUUGAUGGAUGUGGAGGAUCCUGGGAAAGGGAAGGAUACGUUGAAUAUAAUAAUCUUUUAUGGGAAAUUAGAUCAAAAUCAAAACAAACUCAUUACAAUAAUAUUGGUAAUAAAGCAGUCGAGAAGAGUACGCUAAGAUCUCAAUUCAAGGAGAAAGAUCAUCUUAAUCCUCCAGUUCUUACCCAAUUUCAAUCCGAAUUUCUAAUUAAUUUUUAUUUUUCAUAUCUUCACGAAUUUACCCCUGUUCUAAAUCAAAUAAUAUUCUUGGCUCAAUAUUAUUCAACAUAUAGAAAACCAUCAGCUGUAUUACUGUACUCAAUAUAUUCAGCUUGUAUCUGUUUCUUAAAUAAAAGUGGUAUAGAUCUACGAGCUUUAAAUAUUACAAAUAUUUCGUCGAAUACGAAAUCAUAUAUCGAAUUCACAAAAUCAUUUUUGAAUGGUGAACUCGAAAGUGGUAGCGGGUCAUCAUUGGAAAAAUUUCAAGCUAGUUGCAUUUUAUAUUGGUGUACGUGGUUAGGAUUUCACAAAAAUCAUUCGUCGCAAGUUGAAACCUGGAUGCGAAAAACCUGGGAAGAAAUAAAAAAUAACAAUCAUAAUUCUAUGGUAUUUGGUGAUACAUCUAAAAUUUGGGAACACGAGCUCUUUCGAAGAACUUAUUGGGUAUUUGCUAUUAUGAAUGUUGAUUUGGAUGAAAAUCAUCCAGAUCUUCCUCGUUAUGAAGAUGGACAAGGUGGAGAAAUCGAAAUCAUUAAGAAAGGUUACAAUGUAAAUAAUCAAGAAGAAAUACUUCAAUGUCGAUAUGGAUUAAACAAAAGUCAUUAUGUCCAAAGUAAUGUUAUCACUGAAUUUAAGAUCUUAGUAAAAUAUUGGAAAAUUAUUCAAUAUAUACUUAAUGGAAAAAAUCCAUUGGAUUGUUGGAUGCACGGAUCUCUGAGAUUACAAGAAUUCCAAUAUCAAACAUUUAGUAGUAAUAAUAAUAUUCAGACGAUCAAGUUCAUAAAAUCGUUACUUGAAAAUAUGUAUUAUGAAACUAUUAGUAUUCUAUUGGGAAAUGUGAAUAAUCUUUUAAAAGCAUCCAAGGAGAUUACGAGAAAUGCUAUGAUGUUAUUAGAAUAUAAACAAUUUGUUCCAUAUUCACAUUGGAGCUAUUUCUGUUUAAGAAUAUCAAUACAAAUUCUGAUUUAUUUGUUGAAGUUGCAUCAGCAUGACAUAUCAUUGAGGAGUUAUGUGACGGAUUUACUUGCAGCGUCAUUUUCGAUUUUAACGAGAGAUGAUUAUUUUAGUACAAAUAUAUCACGAGAAAUUUCGCAAUUUUGGACUUCCAUUUGUAUAUCUAGGAAGAUAAGAAUAAAAAAAUCAAACGAAUCUAUCGGCAUAUCAUUUAUUACAAAUCAAGAAGAGAUCGAAUUAAUAAUCACGCUUUUUGAGUCCUUACUACAUAAGUUUAAUUCCGGCGAUCACAUGAUGAUCAGUUCAUUGAACAAUUCAAAUAUAUAUAUACACCAAGUAAAUCAUUUAAGUGAUUUAACUGAUUUAAAUGAUUUAAAUGAUUUAAAUAAUGGUUUUGAUAAUUUAAAUAGUGUUGAAACCUUAGAUAGUUUAAAUAAUUUAAAUAAUUUAAAUAAUUUAAAUAAUUUAAAUAGUUUUGAUAAUUUAAAUAGUGUUUCCAUAUUAAAUAAUUUAAAUAAUUCGGGAGGUGAACAUCCAAAAGCAACAUCGUGGAAUUCAUUAUAUGGACGAUUUGCAAACGACUUUCAACAAACUGAAAAUUCAUUUCAAAAUCAACUACAAUGUGAACAACAAGAUGAUUAUUAUUGUCAUGCUGGGAGUAAUUGA